Molecule: messenger RNA, 2059 nt
Organism: Chrysemys picta bellii (western painted turtle)
Lineage: Eukaryota; Metazoa; Chordata; Testudines; Emydidae
Source: RefSeq, a predicted model, not a curated record
UUGACUCGACGCGAUUUUCGCCUCACACGCUGACUUUAGAACCUAACCCCCGCGUCAGAUGCGACUCCUCUCUAUUCUCCUGGUGCAUCGCACGCCCUGAUCUCGCCUGUCCCUGUCCCCGAGCAGGAUUUCUGAUCCCCGGACCGGACGCGCUCUCCCGGAUGGAGCGAGGGGCAGAGCCGGGGGUCCCAGACCCCUGGGGCGCUGAGGAGACCCCGAGAGACGCCCGCACAGCGCGUGGGAACGAGGAGGAGGUGACUCAGCCAGGGGUGGCGAAUGAGACGCUGCCAGGAGGAGCUGGAGGGGACAUUGCCCAGAGUCCGGAGCCGGGGAAAGCCUCCGAGGGGCAGCAGGGGAACCCCACGGAGGAGAGUGGGGAUGAACCCACCCCCCGCGGGGGCGACACAAUGGACCCGAGCGAGGCCACGGCCCGGCCAGGGCGGCUCUACACCUGCCCGGAGUGCGGGAAAAGCUUCACGCAGAGCUCGCACUUCAUCCGGCACCAGACGGUGCACACGGGGGAGCGGCCGUACCAGUGCGCGGACUGCGGCAAGAGCUACCGGCAGAACUCGGACCUGGUGAGCCACCGCCGGCUCCACACGGGCGAGGAGCCCUUCCACUGCGCCGAGUGCGGCAAGCGCUUCCGCCAGAGCUCGGAGCUCAUCAUCCACCAGCGCAGCCACACGGCCGAGGCCCCCUACCCCUGCCCCGAGUGCGGCAAGCGCUUCCGCCGCAGCUCGCACCGCCUGGCCCACCAGCGCACCCACACCGCCGAGCGCCCCUGCAAGUGCCCCGACUGCGGCAAGGGCUUCCGCACCAACUCGGACGUGGCGCAGCACCGGCGCACCCACACGGGCGAGCGCCCCCACCAGUGCCCGGACUGCGGCGAGCGCUUCAGCGUGCGCUCCACGCUGGUCAACCACCGCCGGGUGCACACGGCCGAGCGCCCCUUCGCCUGCGGCGAGUGCGGCAAGCGCUUCACCCAGAGCUCCACCCUCAACCGGCACCGGCGCAUCCACGUGGGCGAGCGCCCCUACCGCUGCCUGGAGUGCGGCAAGAGCUUCAACCGCAGCUCCAACCUGCUCACCCACCAGGUGCUGCACACGGGCGAGCGCCCCUUCCGCUGCCCCCGCUGCCCCAAGAGCUUCAACCAGCGCGCCAACCUGCUGACCCACCAGCGCACCCACACGGGCGAGCGCCCCCACCAGUGCCCCGGCUGCGGCAAGCGUUUCAGCCAGAGAGCCAACCUGCUGGUGCACCAGCGGCUGCACGCGGGGGACUGACCCCGGCCGGUCUCUGGGGCGCUCUAGCCAGCCGCCCGCUCGCUGGCGUCGGGUGUGGCCGAUCGGGGACUCCUCCGGCCCGGCAGCCCCCGGCAUUCCUGACCAGCUCUUCCGUCCUGCCAGCCCGGCGUAGGGGGACGGCGUGAAUGGGCCGGAGGUGUUAACAUAACCCAGCCGCUGUCCACCGUUACACAGUGUUAAACACGGGCCGGCGUUGGGGUGCAGAGACCGCUGCCCGCUCAGCGCCAGGGCACACACCGUUCCGCAGCCUGGGAACCGUUUCGUAACGACGCAGCAAAGGCCGAGCCGGUAAAGCCUCUGCAGUGUGAAGUACGAAGCCAGCCAGGCUUACCCUUUUAGUGUCCGCGGUCCUGUUCCCGUCCGCCGGAGAGAGGAAAGGCCCUUUGUCUGAGCGUCUCCUGGGUGCAUCAGCGCUGGCAGUGACGGGACAGGAGAAGGGAGCUGAGACGGGCUGGAGCCAAACGUCUGAUCUGUUCAGCCCAGGUGUUGUCUGGGCUUUGGCUGGAGCUGGGGGUGGCCGUGGCCUGUGGGUCCCGCUCUCUGGCCCGGGCUGGGUGGACAUUUCUCAGGAUGAGAUCCCAGGAGACGGGGGUGGCAGCCAGGGUGGGGAAACUCGCUCCAGGAGACCCAUCUGGUUGUUUCGGUUUUCCCCCCAAAGUCUCUUUCUUUAAGGCCCUGCAAAGGGGGAGGUGGGCGGCCCGGCCCAGCCCCUCAUCGUUAUGUUCAGCAAUUAAAUUUAUUUCCAUACUGACAAA